Molecule: messenger RNA, 3362 nt
Organism: Achroia grisella
Lineage: Eukaryota; Metazoa; Arthropoda; Insecta; Lepidoptera; Pyralidae
Exons: 12
Coding region: 1-1611 (536 amino acids)
Biological process (GO): intracellular sterol transport
Cellular component (GO): endoplasmic reticulum-plasma membrane contact site; endoplasmic reticulum membrane; plasma membrane
Molecular function (GO): sterol binding; sterol transfer activity
Source: RefSeq, a predicted model, not a curated record
AUGACGGUACGGAAGAGUGCUAGUUUCACAGUGUACGAUCACCAUCUGAAUUCCACAAGUAGUGACACAUCAACUUCAUCAAGUUCAUCAUCAGAAUCCAGUGAUACUCCACUGAAACGGUUCAACAAAAUAAUCCGAUCUUCAGUGGCUCGCCCCUGGGCCUACUUCAGGAAAGAUAGACGGAGAUUGAGGAGCAGUGAUCGAUGCAUUUCCGACUCAAACAUCUCUGAAUUGGUUCAUAAUGAUUCUCAUCUGGCGUAUUUGGACAUAUCUCCGGUUACCUGCCCCCGGCGCUCACUUCAAGUUGGCAAUGAACCAGCUGGGGUUAUACCCACUUUGUAUGUCACGUCGGCGGGAGGGUCCAGCAGCGCAGUAGGUGUCGAGGAGGCGAGCGACGGUAGUGACGCCGAGCGCCCGCGUAGGGGACAUCAUUUGCGAGUGCCCACACCGGCUUUUGUUGGACAGUCAACCGGGAACUUCUCAGCGGGCGCGGCGGGUGGCGGGUGCGGGGCCCCGCGCUCCGCUCCCGCCACCCCGCUGCAGCUCGAGCCACAUCCUCGCACCAAACAUGAUAAACAAACUUUAAAACCUCUGUCCGGGUCAGCGCCGUCAGUUCGCGUGGGGGCGUUGGCCAGCACAAGUGAUACAGCCGAAGGCAAGCAACCCAGUAAAGCACGCCAGAAGAAGUUCAUGAGACACUUCCCGCAGGUCGGCCCUGAGGAGCGGGUUGUCAAUUAUUACUCCUGUGCUCUGGUGGGUGACCUACUCCUGCAAGGUCACCUGUACAUCACCAAGAAUUACUUUGCUUUCUACUCGAACGUGUUCGGAUAUGUGACCAAGUUGUUAAUCCCGACGUCGUCCGUUAUCCGAAUAUCGAAAGAGAAGGUUGCCCGUAUAAUUCCAAAUGCAGUUGGCGUUUCCACUCGAGAUGAGAGGCACGUGUUCGGAUCACUGUUGUCCCGGGACGCCGCAUAUAAAUUGAUGACGCACGUAUGGAAAGCCGCCAGGCCCGAGUUGGCAACCCCAAAGGCACAGGAUUCCCGGACAUCAGAAGUUGAUUACGGUUCAGAGGACUCGCAUGAUGAGGAUAGCAGUUCGGGAGCCGGCGACAACCAUAACCCUGUCACACCUCCGGUGCGCAGGGAUUCCGAAACUGGUAUAAGUGCAUGUGCGACGGUCAUCCAACCAGCGCUGCUGACAGGCGGCGUGGUAGGCGUUGGUGCAGGAGUGAGACUGGGCGCGGCCGCGGGGCCCGGUACAGGCUCGCGGCGGUCCCGGGGGGCGACCUGCUGGCGCGUGCUACUCGUGGCCGCCACCGCACUGCUCACUAUCUCCGCCGCCCUGCUCUCCUACAAGCUUUACCUGACAAGGCUACAUCCACAGGAGGAACUAAACAAAUUGUCCGGCGAGGAAAUGUACUCUGAACUGAUGAGAUGGCGGACGCGACUGCACGGUCGGGCCGCUAACGAACUACAUGCCUUUCUUACCACCAACCUGCUUCUACUCACAAAGGUGCGGCAGUCCUUAGAAACAUUAUCAGGGGUGAUACUAACGGACAUGGGGCAUGGUUCAUCAAUCAUAGACACGCCGAACGAGACCGUCUUCAGUUAGCGGAGUCGGCGACAACAGCUGGUGUGCUUGUUGCCGUUAGAAUGUUGUGUGCCUCGAGUUAACGAUUAGUUGAUUUAAGAGUACAUGUUCAAGAGACCCUUCCAUAUAAGAUAGUCAUUCCGUGUCGCAGUCUCCCUUAAGUUUUUGCGAUUAUUAUUACAUUUACUGAUCUGGAAAUGUAUGUAAAAAUGGAAAAUAUAAUGAAUUAUAUUCAAGCUGUAACUAGAAAGACGAUUUAAAAGUAAAUAUUUACACAUUAUCAGAGCAGUCUUAGUAAAAUCACUUUAUAACUUAUUCGAUUGAAACUCAUAGGCAACUUCUGCAUUCGAUUAAAAAUUAUAACAUACUUUAUUUGAGGAGACAUAGAAACAAGGAUAGUAAACUUCACUCAAUAUAUGACACAUUAUAUUUAACAAUAUUAGUAUUGAUCUCUUUUAAAAUGAAAAUAGUUAUCAGUUCACAUCCUGAAACUUAUAUCGUAUUUUGGUUUCAACAAUACAUACAUAAAAUGUUACUGUUAGGUAUAUCAUUGCAAGAAGUAAAUUAAAUGUGAAACCAAGGAAGUCUGACGGACAAAAUAUGCUAAUAUUAAGAAAAAGUGUCCACAAAAAUGUCAAUCGCAAUACUUGCAGGCGACUGCGGCGUUUCCUUUUCCAUUGGCUGUAAACCCAAGUUUUGGAACUACUAACAACUCCUUACUACAGACAACACUUCUGAUAGAGAAAUAUAAUUUCUCAUAAUGAUAUUAAGUUCUAUUUAUGUUGCAUUAUAAACAUAUGACAACGAUUAUUUUUAAAUGAUUUUGUUAAUUAUUUCUCGUAAUUUAUUGUUCAAGUUGUUUAUACGAUAUUGAGGCAACAUUGAUUAUAUUUAUUUAUUGGCUAAUUUGUAUCAGAAUGAUGUAAUCCAGUAUAAUAAAACUUCCGUUAUCAAUUGAUUAAACAAUUCUUAGAAUUGUUUCAUAAUGUCUGAAGGUCAUACAUUAUCAGUCGCCAAAUAAUUUUAAACUGCUAACCGCCAGUCAUGUCUAUACUUCGAAACAAUGAAAGUAGGAUGAUAGAUAAGUUUAAAUUUUGAAACGGAUAUGGUGGUAGUUACUAAUAAGAGCUCAAUGUAGCAUUCAGUGGUAGGCAUUUAUAUUUUUUUUUAUGUAUAUACACACAAGUUGUCUGUCGUGUUGUUAUUGUCUAUACACUGUUAAAAUGUAUAACGGUAAUGAAUGUGCUUAAAAUAUAGCAAGUUCAUUACAAAUAAAUGUUAUUUUUAAUUUGUACAGAAUCAAUGCUAGCCUUUUAGCCAAUUUAAUCUAUGGAUACGUGAAGAAGUGAAUGAGACUGAUACAAGUGAAUGAUUUUGCAAUAUGUAUUUAUAUCCAUGUGAGGCGGUUUUCGAUUGCACUUUAAAGGGAAUAUAUAGUACACUUUGACUAAAUAACCGCUUAACGUACAAGUACGCUACAUUCUAUUUAUUUCAUUUAGUGAAUCAAAAUACAAAUAAGCUCUUUGGUAAAUUACUAAACUGCACUUAUUUUCUAACUAACCGCACAUUUAAAUGAUAAUUGAACUUGCUAUAUAAAUUAUCGCGGUUGCAGUAGUUUUGGAUUCUUAGUCUGCAUCAGGAAUUUAUCGUUUUAACAUACCUAUAUCUUGGAUGAUUGAAUGUAAGCCAAUGUAUAAAUAGUGUCCUUUAUAUAGUCAACGUGUACUAAAGCCUCAACGUGAAAUGACAUGAAAGUAGGUUUCCCUUCAAGU